Molecule: messenger RNA, 1119 nt
Organism: Ailuropoda melanoleuca (giant panda)
Lineage: Eukaryota; Metazoa; Chordata; Mammalia; Carnivora; Ursidae
Gene: IL25
Product: interleukin 25
Exons: 3
Coding region: 93-602 (169 amino acids)
Cellular component (GO): extracellular region
Molecular function (GO): cytokine activity
Source: RefSeq, a predicted model, not a curated record
CCAGGACGCCCAAGCUCCUCCAGUCAGCCUGCUUCCACAAGGCCCCACCUGUCAGCCAGUGCAGCACCGCGGCCAGGCGAGCAGCAUCAGACAUGAACCAGGUGAUCAUGUUCUUGGUAAUGGCCAUGGGAACGCACAGCCUCGGUUUUCGGAUCCGGAAGGACUGCACCCACUGGCCCAGCUGCUGCCCCAGCAAAAGGCAGGACCCCACUCACGAGUGGCUGAAGAGGAACACUGUACUCAGGCCCCACCGAGAGACCGCUAGCCUCACCCACCAGCCGGAAUCCUGCAGGGCCAGUGAAGACGGACCCCUCAACAGCAGGUCUAUCUCCCCCUGGAGAUAUGAGUUGGACAGGGACUUGAACCGGCUCCCCCAGGACCUGUACCACGCCCGUUGCCUGUGUCCACACUGUGUCAGCCUACAGACCGGCUCCCACAUGGACCCCCUGGGCAACUCGGAGUUGCUCUACCACAACCAGACCGUCUUCUACCGGCGGCCGUGCCCCGGAGAGCCGGGUGCCCACGAUGGCUACUGCCUGGAACAGAGGCUCUACCGUGUCUCCUUGGCUUGUGUGUGUGUGCGGCCGCGAGUGAUGGCCUAGGCGUGCCGCCCGGGCCUGGCUCCUGAUCGGACCACCCGCCACGGUGAGCCAGGAUGCCCGAAAUGCUCAACCCCUCCAAAGCACUACAUGGAGCAGCAGGACCGCGGGACAGGAUCGGGGACUUUGCGGGGAACCGCACAUUUCACUAUUUGCGAUGGAUGGGAAAGGCGGGGUGAAGCAGCAGGGCUGCUUAUGGCCGCUGGAAGAGGACAUCCUGGCAUUUCCUCUUAGGAAGGGUCUUUGAGGCUCUAGAGGCCACCACCCCCAUCUCUUCCUUUUCUCCCAUCCUCAGCUACCCUAGCACAGCACAAGCACUUUCUAGCUACUUUCCCCUUUGCCAACGGAGAGCCCCUCACUUCGUGCGUGCGUGCGUGCGUGCGUCCGUCCGUCCGUCCGUCCGACACUCGGUGAGCACCUACUUUGCACACACCUUGGUGCAGUUACUAGGCGCUGAAGAAGAGGCUGUUAUUGAGCAUGGAGAGACUUAUCCAAAUAAAUAAACUGUAUUCAAAACGGC